GGCGAAGGGGCCAGAUCUGUGCGCUCCGUGCUGCCUGCGCGGUGGAGAAAGCCAGCGGGAGCCCAGAACCCGGGGACCCUCGUCCCCGCCCGGCCUGGCCAGGCGCCGCGCUAUGGAGUUCCUCUGGGUUCCUCUCUUGGGUCUGUGCUGCAUUCUGGCCGCUGCUGAUCGCCACACCGUCUUCUGGAACAGUUCAAAUCCCAAGUUCUGGAAUGAGGAUUACACAGUACAUGUGCGACUGAAUGACUACCUGGACAUCAUCUGUCCGCAUUAUGAGGAUGACUUGGUGGCAGAUGCUGACAUGGAGCAGUACACGCUAUACCUGGUGGAGCGUGAGGAGUACCAGCUGUGCCAGCCCCAAUCCAAGGACCGGGUCCGCUGGAGAUGCAACCAGCCCAGUGCCAAGCGUGGCCCAGAGAAGCUGUCUGAGAGGUUCCAGCGCUUCACACCUUUCACCCUGGCCAAGGAGUUCAAAGAAGGACACAGCUACUAUUACAUCUCCAAACCCAUCCACCGCCAAGAAGACCGUUGCUUGAGAUUGAAGGUGACUGUCAAUGGCAAAAUCACUCACAGUCCUCAGGCCCAUGUCAACCCACAGGAGAAGAGGCUUGCAGCAGAUGACCCGGAGGUGCAGGUUUUACAUAGCAUCGGUCACAGUGCUGCCCCCCGCCUCUUCCCACUUGCCUGGACUGUGCUGCUCCUGCCACUGCUGCUGCUGCAAAUCCAGUGAAGGUGCAUGCCACAUCUGGCCUUACGGAUUAGAACUGGACUGAGGGGACGGGGCAGGCACCCCGCACCCAUCCUGGGGCUACUCCCAAAGCCUCAGUCAUGGGAACUACUCCCACCACAUGCACAAGCUGUCACGCAGUGACAAAAUGGGUCAGUAUUAAGGGUUUCAACCCAAAGGAGGUCGACCAGCCUGGUAGGGCCAUCUCCACCUCCACCUCUGAGGGACGGAGAAAGAAGCGGGGACAGUCCUUCCCCACCACUCCUACCUUUAAGCCAAAGAAACAAGCUGUGUAGACAUGGUCCCUUAAAAAGGGCACAGUUGGGAGCUGAGCUGGAAGAGGCCUGGGGCCAUGUGGAUGGACAGAGCUUGGCAAAGAUGCUCCUCCGAGAGAGGGAGGUGGGAUGUCCACAUGAACUGACUGAAGGAAAAGAAAGUUUCCUGCUUGAGAGCCAGAUAACAGAAGAGGUGGCAUGCUUGGGCUGACCCAGCAUUCUCCAGCAAGACUUCUGUGGAGCUGCCACAGAGAGGUUUGUAGCCAGGCACUGUGUUCUCCCCCCAUCCUGGGGCAACAGAGCUGUCCCAGCAGGGGAGCUGUGCCAACCUGUGCUUGGAGUGUAGCUGUAAGGGCAGUGCCCAUGUGUACAGUCUGCCUAGAGUGUAGCCUAAGGGCAGGGCCCACGUGUACAGUAUCUGUAUAUAAACUUGCUGUGUGUCUAUGCGGAUUUCUACAACUGGAGUUUUUUUUAUACAAUGUUCUUUGUCUCAAAAUAAAGCAAUGUGGUUUUUUUUGGA
Messenger RNA from Carlito syrichta (Philippine tarsier), 1522 nucleotides. RefSeq names its product ephrin A1 (gene EFNA1). Gene Ontology annotation, cellular component: plasma membrane. NCBI's taxonomy places the organism in Eukaryota, Metazoa, Chordata, Mammalia, Primates, Tarsiidae. Bases 113 to 730 code for a protein of 205 amino acids. Gene Ontology annotation, biological process: ephrin receptor signaling pathway; axon guidance. Gene Ontology annotation, molecular function: ephrin receptor binding. The record is from RefSeq and is a predicted model, not a curated record. The transcript is spliced from 5 exons.